Gymnodraco acuticeps is the source of this 921-nucleotide messenger RNA. Its product is annotated as homeobox protein cut-like 2. The record is from RefSeq and is a predicted model, not a curated record. The annotation marks the transcript as partial. Lineage: Eukaryota; Metazoa; Chordata; Actinopteri; Perciformes; Bathydraconidae. The transcript is spliced from 10 exons.
GUGGUUGCUCUGAACAAACGCAGCAAAGAGGCAGAGUCGGCGUUCCUGGGAAUCUACAAACAGCUGAUCGAGGCCCCGGAUCCAGCUCCGGUGCUGGAGGCCUCACACACCCUGGAGGAAAGGCUGCAGCACCUGCACAGCGAGGCCCCCAACAGCGAGGCCCUGGUGAGAGAGAUCAGCGGGCACUGGAAGAGACACCUGGAGUGCCUUCAACAGACAGAGUCCUCAGAGUCAUCAGGGACCCUCGAGGCCCCAGGAUCCUCUCCUGCCUCCCUGAUGACGCCCAACAGCACGCCGGGCCCCGGGGCCUCCGAGUCCCCGCAGCAGAACCACCAGGACCGAGGGGACGAAGAGGAGAGCGCUAACGUUGGAUUGUCUGACCGACUAUCAGAGGCCAAGGAGAAGAUCAAAGUCCUGCAUUCAUCUCUGAACGCUGCACAGACAGAGCUGCUGGACCUGCGGUGUAAAUACAACCAGGAGAGGACCAACAAGGCGGAGGAGGUGGACGCCAUCGUGCUGAACCUGGAGAAAGCCAACCAGAGAGCAGAGAAGGCCCAGAGGGAGGUGGAGAGGCUAAAGGAGCAGAUAUCCUCGGCGGGGAGGGGUCGUCCAGCAGAGGGCAGCAGCAGGGGUGAUCAGGGUGACUCUCCCUCCCAGCUGGAGGCCUCUCUGCUGGUCAAAGACCGAGAGAUGCUGCGUCUGCUGGAGAACAUCCAGCGGCUGCAGUUCACUCUGCAGGAGGUGCAGGAGAGCUCGGCCAAUCAGAUGCUAGAGCUGGAGCGCCAGCUGGCCUAUAAGACGGAAGCUAUCGAGAGAUUAGAAGCUAAACUGCAAUCCCAGAUGGAUUAUGAAGAGAUUAAAACUGAACUCAGCAUCCUCAAGGUGAUGACGCUGGCUUCAGCGAACGGCAGCUCGUCCCAG